UCACACAAAUUUGACUUUUUCCAGGAAUUUCGCUCACAGCCCAUGCUAGCCAUUUUCUUCAUUUGUAACAUCGAAAAUACAGUGUAAUCCUCCUCUAUUAUGUCGCUUUCGAACUUUAAUCUGCAGGCCAAGGUCCUGCUGCACCCUCUGGUGCUGUUCCAGAUUAUCGAUGCCUACGAGCGUCGCGCCAAAGACGUCCCAGAGGUGCUGGGAACUUUGUUGGGCACCGUCGCGGGCAAAACAGGCCGCAUAGAGAUCACCAAUUGCUUCAGCGUGGUGCACCGCAUGCACGGGGACAACAACUGCCACAUCGACCUAGAUCUGAAGUACGACAACGAUAUGCUGGAGCUGGCGCAGAUCGCCUAUCCGCAGGAGAAGGUUGUGGGCUGGUUCAGCACCGGCAAGGCCGUCUCGGCCGCAGCAGUGGAGCUGCACGAAUACUACGCGCGUCAGUGCCACAGCGGGCAGCCGCUGCAUCUGCUGAUGGACACCUCGCUGCGGGGCCAGCGCAUGAACACGCGCAUCUUCUGUCCCGUAGCGACGGGCGUGCCAGGGGGCACCAAGGGCCUGAUGUUCUCGCUGCUGCCGAUGGAUAUCUACUUCGGAUCGCCGGAUAUUGUGGCCAUGCGCCACAUGGGGAGGCAGUGCGCACAGCCGCCCAAGGAGGCGGGCCGCCUAUUGCCAGAAUUCGUGCAAGUGGUGGACGCCACCAAGGACAUCCAGCAGAAGCUCGAUCUGGUGCUGCGCUACAUCAACGAUAUCCUCAACCGCAAGCGUCGCCCCGACAACACCGUGGGCCGUGCCCUGCACGAUGUUUUGACCUCGGUGCCGAUGGUGGAGGCGGAGCGCUUCCGUCACAUGCUCAACAACAAUAUGCGCGACGUCCUCAUGUCGAUGACACUCUCCUCGAUGAUCAAGACCCAGCUGCAGCUCAGCGAACGGCUAUCCAAUAUGGUGGAUGCUUAGGCUCUGAAAAUCCGAUCUCAAUUAAUCAAUAAAGCGCCGUUUUUCGGGGAGGGCUAUCCCGGCCGACACGUACUGCACUGCCAGCGAUGAGGUUCGGUUCACAUGUGUGGAGGCCAAGAAUGAAGAUCUUGUGGAAAGUUUUUGUAUACCCUUGUAUUUUAUUGUUCAUAUGUUUGCAGAGGAGUUUCUUUAGAUUUGUACAUAAAACACUCUGCAGAAGCUUAGCCUUUCAAGGCUCGAAUAUCACAAAGAAGGAUCACUUACAUAUAAUCUA
Messenger RNA from Drosophila miranda, 1240 nucleotides. RefSeq names its product eukaryotic translation initiation factor 3 subunit F-2-like. The record is from RefSeq and is a predicted model, not a curated record. Gene Ontology annotation, cellular component: eukaryotic translation initiation factor 3 complex, eIF3m. Bases 100 to 966 code for a protein of 288 amino acids. Gene Ontology annotation, biological process: translational initiation. The transcript has 2 exons. Gene Ontology annotation, molecular function: metallopeptidase activity; translation initiation factor activity; translation initiation factor binding. Lineage: Eukaryota; Metazoa; Arthropoda; Insecta; Diptera; Drosophilidae.